AUGAACGCAUCCUGUCAAUGCGGCGCCGUCUCCUUCAAAACACCCCUCGCCAAACCCCUCGCUAUCUACAUCUGCCACUGCGACGAAUGCCGACGUCAAUCAUCAUCUGCUUUCGGGUGCUCAGCCAUCUUCCCGCGUUUUGAAUUGCCGUGUAAAGAGGCGUUGAGUUGUUAUUCACGUCCUACAGCAUCAGGUCACACAUUAAACUGCUAUUUCUGCCGUAACUGCGGCACGCGCGUAAUCCACACGACGCCCGGUAAAGGCGUGCUUUCUGUCAAGGGCGGCUGUAUCGAGGGCCUGGAUUGGAAAUCCGCUAAGCAUAUUUGGUGUAAGCGCGCUAUGGUGCCUAUUCCGGAGGGCGUGGAGAGGAGUGAUGGGGAGCCGGAUGAUGAUGAUGGGCUAGGAGUUGGGGUGGUGCCGAGGGAUAAGGAUGGGGGGGUGGGGGGUGCGAGUACUUUGAUACAGUGGACGGGGAAUCGGGCGGGGCUUGAGAGGGAAUGGGGUGGUGAAGGUGGAGGGAUGAUGGGGAGGGAGGUGGGUGGGGCUGGUGAUGGGAGUGGGAGUGGGAGUGGGAGUAGGGGGAAAGGGAAAGGGAAGGAGACGGAGAAAAUAGCGGACGUGGAUUGGAAUGUAAAUGUGGGGGCGGGAGUAGAGGAAUCGCAGAGACAGGGUGAGAUUGAGAGGGAGAUUGUCGAGAUGACUAGGCGGUUUGAGAGGAAGCAGAUGGCGAAGAAGAUGCAGAGUGAAAAGCAUUGA
Messenger RNA from Lachnellula hyalina, 756 nucleotides. RefSeq lists its product as uncharacterized. Gene Ontology annotation, molecular function: carbon-sulfur lyase activity. NCBI's taxonomy places the organism in Eukaryota, Fungi, Ascomycota, Leotiomycetes, Helotiales, Lachnaceae. The record is from RefSeq and is a predicted model, not a curated record. Bases 1 to 756 code for a protein of 251 amino acids. The transcript has 2 exons.